AUGGUUCCUAUUCCUACGGAGAAACCUCCUGCUCACUGGUGGAACGACGAAAUUGCCUCCGAACGAAGAAAAUGCGUGGCGGCGAAGCGAACCAAAACCGGAUGUGUCUCAAAACUCCACCGCAGCCGCGCACGUGGACAACACUCUGCUAGUGAAGAGGAAACUGCAAUCACAGCGAACUCCGCCUAUAAGGAAGCCAGGAAAGGACUGAAAAUCGCCAUCGCGCAGAGCAAAAAGAACUGCUGGAACGAACUACUUGAAACAAUGGACAAUGACCCAUGGGGAAAACCUUACAAGCUGGUCGCUCGAAGACUACGCGGUCCUCCCGCAACAAGCAAUAUGGAAUUCGAAUCAGUACGACGAAUCACGGAAGUACUCUUCCCCCUACAUCCCCCGAUGACGAUGCAAGCUCUCGAAGUGAAUGAGACGCCUCCACCUUUCACAAUAGAGGAGGUUAACAAAGCAGUUGAUAGAAUCAAGCGGAAAAACACCGCCCCGGGUAUGGACAACAUAAAUGGGAAAAUAAUUAGCGUUGUUCACCAGGUAUGCCAAUCAGCCUGGAUAUCAAGAAUGCUUUUAACUCCAUCGGCUGGAACGAGGUCAUGCUAG
Molecule: messenger RNA, 609 nt
Organism: Macrosiphum euphorbiae (potato aphid)
Lineage: Eukaryota; Metazoa; Arthropoda; Insecta; Hemiptera; Aphididae
Source: the annotation of a GenBank genome assembly